Molecule: messenger RNA, 2137 nt
Organism: Thalassophryne amazonica
Lineage: Eukaryota; Metazoa; Chordata; Actinopteri; Batrachoidiformes; Batrachoididae
Gene: det1
Product: DET1 partner of COP1 E3 ubiquitin ligase
Exons: 8
Coding region: 1-1656 (551 amino acids)
Biological process (GO): protein ubiquitination; positive regulation of proteasomal ubiquitin-dependent protein catabolic process
Cellular component (GO): cullin-RING ubiquitin ligase complex; nucleus
Molecular function (GO): ubiquitin protein ligase binding; ubiquitin-like ligase-substrate adaptor activity
Source: RefSeq, a predicted model, not a curated record
AUGGAUAAGGACACCCCAACUCUGAAGCCCAGACGGAUCCAAAAUCAGAAUAUAGUCCAUCGUCUUGAAAGGCGCAGGGUCUGCUCUGGUCAGCCUGGAGCCCACUGGUACACAGUACGCUGCUUCCACCAAAACCUGUUCCCCAACUUCACUGUGGUCAACGUAGAGAAGCCACCCUGCUUCCUGAGGAAGUUCUCACCAGACGGACGCUGCUUCAUUGCUUUCUCUUCUGAUCAGACUUCUCUGGAGAUAUAUGAAUACCAAGGCUGUCAGGCUGCUCAGGACCUGCUGAGAGGUCAGGAGGGAGAAACCCUUCUCACAGCCAAUGACCAGCGCUCCCUCAACAUCCGAGGCCGCUUGUUUGAGCGCUUCUUCUCCUUGCUACAUGUUACUAAUGUGGCUUCCAAUGGAGAACACUUAAAUCGCGAGUGCAGCCUCUUCACUGACGACUGUCGCUAUGUCAUUGUUGGCUCAGCUGUGUAUGUCCCUGAGGAGCCGCCACCAUAUUUCUUUGAGGUGUAUCGCAACAAUGAAUCUGUGACUCCCAACCCUCGGUCUCCUCUAGAGGACUACUCCCUCCACAUCAUUGACCUCCACACUGGCAGGUUGUGCGACACCCGGUCCUUCAAAUGUGACAAGAUCAUCCUGUCUCACAAUCAGGGCCUCUACCUCUACAGGAACAUCCUGGCUGUGCUGUCCGUUCAGCAGCAAACCAUUCACAUCUUUCAGGUGACUUCAGAGGGAACAUUCCUGGAUGUAAGAACGAUCGGGCGGUUCUGUUAUGAAGACGACCUCCUGACGCUUUCAGCUGUUUACACAGAGGCUCAGGCAGAGAGCCAGCCUGGCUUUCCUCGACUCUACACCGACAAAACCAUCAACUCGCUGAAGCACCGGCUGCUGGUCUACCUGUGGAGGAAGGCUGAGCAGGAUGGCAGCGCCACUGCCAAGAGAAGAUUCUUUCAGUUUUUUGACCAGCUGAGGAGGCUGAGGAUGUGGAAGAUGCAGCUGUUGGAUGAACAUCACCUCUUCAUUAAAUACACCAGUGAAGACGUGGUUACACUCAGAGUCACUGACCCGUCUCAGCCGUCGUUCUUUGUUGUAUACAACAUGGUUUCCACAGAGGUGCUGGCUGUCUUUGAGAACACCUCUGACCAGCUGCUGGAGCUGUUUGAGAAUUUCUGUGACCUCUUCAGAAAUGCGACGCUACACAGUCAGGCCGUCCAGUUUCCCUGCUCUGCUUCAUCCAACAAUUAUGCACGGCAGGUCCAGAGAAGAUUCAAGGACACCAUCGUGAACGCUAAAUACGGCGGCCACACGGAGGCGGUGCGCCGGCUGCUGGGUCAGCUGCCUAUCAGCGCUCAGUCGUACAGUAGCAGCCCUUACUUAGACCUCUCGCUCUUCAGCUAUGAUGACAAGUGGGUUUCGGUGAUGGAGAGGCCCAAGACCUGCGGCGACCAUCCCAUCAGGUUUUAUGCUCGGGACUCUGGCCUCCUGAAGUUUAAGAUCCAGGCGGGCCUGUUGGGCCGGCCGGUGAACCACGCCGUGCGACGCCUAGUCGCCUUCACCUUCCACCCCUUCGAACCAUUUGCGAUAUCUGUCCAGCGCACCAACGCAGAGUACGUGGUGAACUUCCACAUGAGGCACGUGUGUGCGUGAGGAGUUUGUGUGUCUUUGUGAAACAGCAGCACUGAACUCUGGGAGUCACUGGACUCAUGUGGCAGUGUUGUGCUUCUGUUACCAGCUGCUGGUGACAAUACAACAAAUGUGUCCUCUGUCAGGAGGCAUGAAACACACUCUGCUGUUUGCCACCUCCACAGGCGACAGAAACCGCCGUUCUAGCCUCCGUUCUCAUUGUCCUCUCUCUCUGCGGACAAACCGCCGCUCGUCCUCACAGUCACCAAGACGGCAGCAAUUCUGAGGUUUUCUUUUUUCUGCACUGCUUGUCCUCCUCUUUCCUUUUUCCUCUGCAGAACAAAGAGGUACCUGUGGGGAGGAGAGGGUGCGAUAAGUGCACGUGGAGAUGUGGAGAACAUGAUUGAUGCCAGAUGGAGGUGGGAGCUGUAGGUAGCUGGAGUGCUUUUCUUUUUCCUUACUUGGCAAUGAAAGCUCAUAUCAGAAUGAUUGGUCCAGCAGAUUC